UUUUUGUUUUACUGGAAUUUAGAUAAAUGUUAUAAGAUAAAUUGCUAACUCAUAGCCUCCAGCUGAAAAUGUCAAACUGAACUGGUCAAAAGUAAUUUUGUGUUAACCAGUUUUAUUGUGGCUAAUCAUUAAUUGAAUGCGUAGCCUGAGUUGUGUGGGUGGUUCAUUACACUAAUGGUUGAUAACUGAUUCAAGGUAAUCUGCACUCCUCACUGACAUGCUAAGAAGAGUAGCGGCAAAUGUGGCCGUGAAUAGUUGGAAAGGAAAUAUUUUUGAACUUGAUCAUAAGUUAAUCAUGGCACGCCAGCUACAUGCUCGCAGAAUCGAGGGAAUUGACAAAAAUAUAUGGGUUGAUUUUACGCAGCUGGCUGCUGACUACAAGGUGGUAAAUCUAGGCCAGGGCUUUCCUGACUUCUCCCCACCAAGCUACAUCCAAGAGGCCUUCUGCAAAGCAGUCAACGGGGGAUGUUCAAUGCAUCAGUACACACACGCUUUCGGCCAUCCCCCUCUUGUGUCGAUCCUGGCUAAGUUCUUCGGUAAAGUCGUGGGACAUGAGAUUGAUGCUUUCGAGGAGAUCCUGGUCACUGUCGGAGCCUACCAGGCUCUCUUCUGCACCUUUCAAGCCCUGGUCGAUGAAGACGAUGAGGUCAUCAUUAUUGAGCCUUUUUUCGACUGCUAUCAGCCAAUGGUGAAGAUGGCAGGAGGAAAAGGUGUCUAUGUGCCACUGAGGCCAAGAGUGAAGGGGGGCAAGGCCCUGACUAGUGCAGACUGGGUCCUGUCUUCUGAGGAGUUGGCCAGUAAAUUCAACCCACGCACCAAAGCCAUCGUCAUCAACACUCCCAACAAUCCAUUAGGCAAGGUGUAUAAGAGGGAGGAGCUCCAAGUGAUUGCAGACCUGUGUAUAAAGCACGAUGUGGUGUGUAUCAGUGAUGAGGUGUACGAGUGGCUGACUUAUGACGAUGCCAAGCACGUGAAGAUAGCUAGUCUUCCUGGGAUGUGGGAGCGGACUGUCACGAUAGGAAGCGGAGGAAAGAGCUUCAGUGCUACAGGGUGGAAGGUUGGCUGGGCUAUUGGAGCAGGGCCCAUUGUAAGGCACCUGAAGACCGUCCAUCAGAACUCUGUGUACCACUGUGCCACGGCCGCUCAGGAGGCGGUGGCCCAAGGUUUCCAGAGAGAGUACGAGCUCUUUGGGACACCAGAGAGUUACUUCCUGCAGCUGCCUGAGAUGCUGAAUCACAAGAGGAAGAAGCUGGCGACCUGUCUGGAGAGUGUUGGCCUGCAGCCCAUUCUGCCCGAGGGAGGCUACUUCAUGAUUUCAGACAUCUCCUCUCUCAAGGUUGACUUGAAUGAUCCAAGCACUCAGGGUGAACCUCAUGACUACAGAUUUGUCAAGUGGCUCAUUAAAGAGAAGGGUUUGGCCACUAUCCCUGUCUCGGCUUUCUACAGCCCUGAGCACCGCAAGGACUUCCAAAACUACAUUCGGUUCUGCUUCGUCAAGGAGGACUCGACAUUGAACGCUGCUGAGGAUAUCCUCAGAAAGUGGAGUGACGGAAAAUGAACAAAGCACACAGACAACCCUUCCUGUUUUGCCUUUAUCCACCCUAGCUCAACUUAGGUCUGCGCAGUUGAACCGAGCCAUAUUCAACACCUCUUGAUUUGUGUACACUAUGUAGGAAUAGACCUCCGUAGGAGCAAGUUAAGGAAUGUUUUCCUUUGUCAACAUACACUGAGUGUACUGAACAUCUUCCUAAUAUUGAGUUGCACACCUUUUUACCCUCAGAACAGCCUCAGUUUGUUGUGGCAUGGACUCUUAUCCAAAGCGUUCCACAGGGAUGCUGGCCCAUGUUGACUCCAAUGCGUCCCACAGUUGUCAAUUUGGCUGGAUGGCCGUCGGGUGGUGGACCAUUCUUGAUACAUACGGGAAACUGUUGUGUGAAAAACCUAGCAGCGUCGCAGUUCUUGACAAACCGGCACCUACUUCCAUAACCCGUUCAGAGGCACUUAAAUAUUUUGUCUUGCCCAUUAACCCUCUGAAUGGCACAAAUUUUCAAUAGUUCCCACUCCCAGUUCUGAUUGUUCUAGUUGGCUGUUUUACGUUUCGUUUUUUUUCAAACCUGUCCUGAUACGGUAGUAAUCAACCACUUAGAGUAAUCAAAUCCGUCCUGCAUGGAUGUGAUCACCAUCCAGAGUGCACUAUAAUUAUCACAUUACUGUUGAUUUGAAUAUUUUUGUUUAACUGCUCUGAAUGACAUUAAUGCACAUUUAAAAAUGAGACCAAGGGAAAGCUGUGCAUUGAAUAUGCUGUAAGGUUCUAAUUCUCAGAGUAAAAAAAACUCUACGUACACUUAUGGAAGCUUAACCAAGUUGAUUCUGCCCAGAGGGUCAAUACAGCUGCAUUCAGGCAAAAACAUUUUCACACACGCACUGAUAUUUAACCAUUCCCCAUAGGCUGAGUCUCCUCCUACCAUCUAUAUAAACAUCAUUCUUUACUGCUAGGCAGGACACUAGUGAUACGAGCCAUAAACUUCUUUCUCCCUUAAGGUGACUUGACCCCCCCCCCCCCCCCUCCAUCACUAAUCCAUGGUUCUCUCCCCUUAUCAAUGCCUGCCACAUGUAAUCGCUUCCCUGCACUCAACACAUUUCAAGCUGAGUUGCACACACUAUAUACCUUCCUCCUAUAACUACUAACUUCUGGUGUAGACCCUCUAAACCUCAGCACUACAUCAGUGACAUGAAUAAGUAUAUUUCAUAUUCUCAGAACCCAACAAUGUCCUUCAUUCUAAUAGUGAUUUUUGUAUUAUCUUCUGGUGGUCUACUCCUCAAAGAGAAAUUGUCCCAAAGUGUGCUUAUUUGCAUAAUACUGUAUGCUGAUCUUGUAAAAAUAAAGAAUUUUGUAGCAGAUAA
Salvelinus fontinalis (brook trout) is the source of this 2904-nucleotide messenger RNA. It is a transcript of the gene kyat1, whose product is annotated as kynurenine aminotransferase 1. Gene Ontology annotation, molecular function: L-kynurenine:2-oxoglutarate transaminase activity; pyridoxal phosphate binding. NCBI's taxonomy places the organism in Eukaryota, Metazoa, Chordata, Actinopteri, Salmoniformes, Salmonidae. The coding region runs from base 218 to 1558 and encodes 446 amino acids. The transcript is spliced from 12 exons. Gene Ontology annotation, biological process: biosynthetic process. Gene Ontology annotation, cellular component: mitochondrion; cytoplasm. The record is from RefSeq and is a predicted model, not a curated record.